Messenger RNA from Notolabrus celidotus (New Zealand spotty), 3790 nucleotides. It is a transcript of the gene tsku, whose product is annotated as tsukushi small leucine rich proteoglycan homolog (Xenopus laevis). Bases 339 to 1406 code for a protein of 355 amino acids. Gene Ontology annotation, molecular function: protein binding. The transcript has 3 exons. NCBI's taxonomy places the organism in Eukaryota, Metazoa, Chordata, Actinopteri, Labriformes, Labridae. The record is from RefSeq and is a predicted model, not a curated record. Gene Ontology annotation, cellular component: extracellular matrix.
AGGUUGAAAGUAUUUCACAAAGGCAAAGUAAAAAACAGAACUUAUCCAACAUUUAACGCGUUUUGUUCUGAAAAGCAGAAACAGGAAGUGCUCUUUUUCAUACGUUUGCCCGCUUGACUGUCUUGAGGCGAGCUGUAAGACCUUCUGCGAUGGGAUGACGACUGUGCCCCGAUGUUUCCAGUUUGUGACAGUUUAUAGUGGCUGGCCACACUCACGGAGAGACUCGCAGAGCUCAUGUGGACCGGCGGACUAACGAAGCAGCCUGACACAGGAGCGCCGCGGGGGUCUGGAAAAUGGGAGCGGUGAAGUGAAAAACGGUCGAAGAGCGGUAUUUCUGGAUGAAAAGUACCAAAAGCAUGAUGACACAACUCCUUUGGCUUGGCCUAUCCCUGCUGGCCUCUGUCCAGUCCAGCACCGUGAAGAACUGCCACCCUGGCUGCCGCUGUGAGGUGGAAAGCUUUGGCCUGUUCGACAGCUUCAGUCUCACCAGAGUGGACUGCAGAGGGAUGGGACCAAGCACCACCAUGCCAGUCCCUAUCCCUCUGGAUACUACACACCUAGACCUGUCCUCCAAUUCUGUGGGCCCACUCAGUGACACAAUGUUAUCUGGUCCUGGCUACACCACCCUUGUUAGCUUGGAUCUUAGUAGCAACCACAUAACAAAGGUCAGCCCUAAUGCUUUGUCCAAGCUGCGUUACCUGGAGACUCUGGAUCUGAGCAGCAACAACCUGGAAAGCCUCUCCCCAAGCUGCUUCUCUGGCCUCCCUCUGGCUGAAGUUGACCUCAGCCAUAACAGCUUCCAGAACUUCAACAUGGACGUGUUCACUACCAAAGUUAACGCUGAACCUGUCAGUGUGGAUCUGUCCCAUAACCAGCUCGUGACAAUCUCUAUGACUUUUCAUGGAGGAGUUUUAAACAUUCAGAGCUUAAAUCUGUCAGUAAAUCGACUGUUGAGUGUACCAAAGCUGGCAGGACUUCCUUUAAGGUACCUCAAUCUGGAUAGUAACCCCAUCACCCACAUCAAGGAGGGAGCAUUUACUCAAAUGAAAGAUCUGGUGUAUUUGUCCAUCAGUGGCCUGCAUGAGCUUCAGGAAAUUGAGCCGUACAGCUUCAAGGGCCUCCAGAGCUUGCAAGUUCUGGAUCUCUCACACAACCCCAAACUUAAGACUUUGAGCCCUGCAGUUUUCAGUGGACUGGAAUCCUUGCAGGAGUUGAAUUUGUCUGGUUCUGGUUUGGUUACCUUACCAAAUAACAUGCUGACCCACCUGCCCAGUAUUAAGAGCAUUACACUAGGAAGAAACAUUCAAUGCUGGAAGACGCAGAAACAGGGACAGUUCCACCGACAGCUGGGUCAGGUCCAACACAACGACGUGCUCAACUGUAACGUAGAGGGGGUGGCGUUGUAAAGACAUGGCAUGUGUGCUAAUGGACCACUUCUUAAAAGAGCCAGUAUACUCCUCCAGGUCCUCUGGGUGAUGGAGUAACCUCUCAUACCGUUUUGUCUUCCAUUUCAGAGGGCUGUGUCCAACCGUUUUCAGUCACUUUGCAAUAUUAGGGUCUGACUGUCUGACCCACUUUUCUCACUUUCAUCCAUAUCUCUUUUCUUUUUCUUGACAGCAACAUAUGUAACUCAUCAUUUAAAAAGCUGCGGGUAACACUAAGGGAAAAUGUUCUUAAAAUACCGCCCUCACUGUAAAGGCUGGCUUUCACCUCUGCCUCCGAGCGUGUAGCGUUUAGACAACAAUAAACACUUUUUAUACUGAUGUUGUUAGACAGAAAGUCAUAUGAAGUAGUUAUUGCAUUAUAUCCAAGCCUUUAAUUGCAAUGCAAGUUGUGCCUUACCAGCUUUGAUAUGCAAACACCUUUUAUGUUGCACUCACCUUAUUACCCUAGUUUAUGUGAAACUGGAAUUUGUCUUAAAGAUGUACUGUUGCCUUUGUGAAGUUCUGACCAAAGUGCCAUAGACUCAAAACUAAUCUUGUAACAUAAGAUUUUCAGCAUUUCACCUGGCAAAAAAAUAACUAUAUAAUUUCCUUAUGUAAUCCUCAAUGGCAGGGAACCUCUCAUCAGUCUAAAACGUAGGUAGGUUAUGUGCUUCAUUUAAAGUGGGACCAUAUAAGAAAUGAUUUGCACUUGUUUCAGUUGAGGUAUUUUUUUGUUAAUGAUGCACUUAAAAAAAGUACGGAUGAGGAUUAGAGACACUGAAAAAAAGAUGUUUAAAGUUUUUUUUUAUUUUUUAUUCUAAGAUUAAAGUCAGAAUUUUAAUUUUAAUCUCAGAAUUCAGAGAAAAAAAUGUUUUUGCUCACCUGCCCUUCAAUUUUUUAUUUUGCAGUGACCCUAACCCUCUUCCGUAAUCAAUGCCUUAAUGUCAUCCAGUGUUUUACAAAGUUCUAUGCAUCAUUAACAAUACCCACACUGGAGAAUAUUCUUGACGACUGUUGACCACUAAUGUGUUUCAUUUGACUUUGAAUGUGAUGCUUUGUUAAAAUAAUUUACAAGAUAGUUUGAUUUUUUUGUAUCAACGUUCAAACUUUAGAUAAGGGAAGAUACCACUCAGACAUCUGGUUGCUAUUCAUGCAGCUUCAGCUAGUUACUCUGGCUUAGCACAAAGACUGGAUAUGACGCUCCAAAAAAGAACUGUAGCUCACAUAAGCCACAAGCUUUAACUGAACGUAACACCUAAGUAGGUUUGGUGCCUGAACUAAGUAAACAGUUUCUGAGAACUGUCAGAAUUUAAUAAAUUUUUUAGAUUAUUUUACAUCUAAGGGAAUUGUUUAGUUUUGGCUGAAUGUUGAUAUAGUUUUUAGCACUACUAAGCUCAGCAUACUGCUAUUUUAUAGAGAUACAAUGAUAAAGUUUCAGAGUUUAUCAGCAGUCAAGACAAAAUCAUAAGAGAAUCUUUAGACAAGAACAGUUGCAGUAAUGCUGCAAGGAACAAACCUAAGAUUAGGCACCAGUUGUUUCAUAAGAUAAAGCCCUGUUAUGUAAAGAGUAGAGAUAUAGAUUGUUGAUCAGAUGUAUUUUUCCGCCUAUAGAUACUAUCACGCUAACUUUCUACUUGUUUUCAGUCUUAGAGCUAAACAGCUGCUGGUUGUUGCUUCAUAUUUACCACACAGACUUCAGACUGGUAUCAACCUUUUAUCUAAUUCCAUGUAAAAGAGGAAAUAAAGAAGAAUAAGAGUCAAGUCUUAUGCAGUCCUAAGCUAACCUAUGGUCCUUAGCUACAUCCACAAGAUGACCGUUUCAAUACUUGCCUGUUUUUCCAUAAACACGUCUAAAUCUAAAUAAGUCUUUUUGAUAUGGUGCUCACUAAUCUGUGAUUUGUUUGUUUAUGAAACAGGAGCAAACAAAUAAUGACCUAGUUGACUGUGAGUUUAUUUUGACCUGCUAUCAAAUCCGGCUGAUUUCAAAACAAACUUGCCCAAUCAAACAGCUGUGACAUAUUUACUACUGAAUUCAGUAUAAAUAUAUCUUUACGGCAAAACAACAAGCUGCACUGUGCUCUUGUGUGCAGCCUUACCCUUGCAUUCCUGUGGCGUGUCUUUGGACCUGAGAGGAAGAUCAGCCGCAGUACUGCAUAUUCUGGCUUUUGACUGUCAAUGAUCUGCAAAGGCUUGGUGCCUUUGAUGCAAGACAUUUAAAAGAAAUACACCUUUCAGCAUUUUAAUUGAUAGAUAAAGCCUGUCUUCAUGCAGAAGUUUAUAUUUGUAUGUAUGUAACUAUAUUGUAUAUAAUUUUAUAUAAUGUAAAUGAAUCAAAUGUAUAAUAAAUUGACUAUUCUUACACUUGG